Suillus plorans is the source of this 666-nucleotide messenger RNA. RefSeq lists its product as uncharacterized. The transcript is spliced from 4 exons. Bases 1 to 666 code for a protein of 221 amino acids. Lineage: Eukaryota; Fungi; Basidiomycota; Agaricomycetes; Boletales; Suillaceae. The record is from RefSeq and is a predicted model, not a curated record.
AUGAACAAGCUCAGAAAGCCCAAGCCACCCGCCACGAUAUACAGCCCACCGUCAAGUACUCGAUCUGACAUUAAUAAUAAUAACCAACAUUUGGUCUCUGAAUCUGUUCAAAGCAAACCUCCAGUAUCGAGAACGAUGCAGAUCGCGAGUGCCUCACUUGCUGUGGAAAGAAUCUCUACCGCUAAGAAUACGCUGGAAUAUCCUAAGACGACAUGGUACUCUGCACCUGCUGCUGCCAAGCCUCGCACAUCCGUCGAGCAGUACUGGGCUGCGCGUGCACUGGUGGCUGAAACGGUGCUGACAACACGUGUUCAGUAUCAGAAGGAAAUGACAGACGUGAGGCUAGGGAAAGAAGAGAAGCAGACGAACCAGCUUGCGGCUCUCAUGCGGGCGAGCGAAGAACGGCAGAGCAGGCUCGAAAAGUUCGUCGUAGCCCUUUUAGCAUGUUUUGUACUUCUCUUCCUUGCGUUACUUUAUAUACUGCUGCGCGAUUCCCCGAAAUCGAAAGGUGCCUCGCACUUUACGAUACCGAUCCUCUCCCCGUUUACUUCAGUGGUCGAACAUGAAACAGGCAUAAUUAGUGCGAGAUUCAUGUCAUUCUUCAUUCUCGUUGUAGGCAUCUUAUCAUAUGCCAUCUUCCGACAUUGGUUGUCAAAAAAAAGAUAG